This is a messenger RNA of Danio aesculapii, 4181 nucleotides long. RefSeq names its product TAO kinase 3a (gene taok3a). Gene Ontology annotation, molecular function: protein kinase activity; ATP binding. Gene Ontology annotation, biological process: execution phase of apoptosis; protein phosphorylation. The record is from RefSeq and is a predicted model, not a curated record. Lineage: Eukaryota; Metazoa; Chordata; Actinopteri; Cypriniformes; Danionidae.
CAGAAGGACGGACGCGUGAAAUGCGUGAUUCGUUUACAAUGCAAGUAGCUGCGUAAAGACGCGCUUUAGUAACGUAAAGCGCGGUUAGUUUGACACAUUUGGCUGAAGUGAGGGCUUAUGUCAGAGCAGUUUAUGAGUGUCCGUGGCUCUUUUCCCCUCGUCUCAAUUGAGUCGCUAUUUUAAGCUGCUUGUCUCCCGCACACAUGCAGCGUUUAUUCUGUCGGACUGAACCCAUCAUCAAGUUUAUGCUCACGAUGAGGAGCGCAGGAUUGAAACCCCUCACCAUGAGAAUGAAGGCAAAGCAGGUAAAUGCCGGGCCUGCUGAAUGAAGGCGAGCAGAAGCACGUGGACAUCAGAGGUUCUGUUUAACUCAUGAUGCCAACGUCCACGCGGAAGGGGGCGGUGAAAGACUCGGAGUUUGCCAACCUCUUUUUCAAAGAUGACCCAGAAGAAGUCUUCUGCGACCUGCACGAGAUUGGCCAUGGGAGUUUCGGAGCAGUUUAUUUUGCCCGAAACUCCUAUUCCAAUGAGGUGGUGGCCAUUAAAAAGAUGUCCUACAAUGGCAAGCAAACCACUGAGAAGUGGCAGGACAUCAUCAAAGAGGUGAAGUUUCUGGAACAGCUGCGUCAUCCAAACACCAUUGAAUACAAAGGCUGCUACUUGAAGGACAACACAGCAUGGCUUGUGAUGGAGUAUUGUCUCGGCUCCGCUUCAGACUUGUUAGAGGUUCACAAGAAACCCCUUCAAGAGGUUGAAAUUGCUGCCAUUACCCACGGUGCCUUGCUAGGACUGGCUUACCUACAUUCCCAUAACAUGAUCCACAGAGAUGUGAAGGCUGGUAAUAUCCUACUGACAGAGCCCGGUCAGGUCAAGCUGGCUGAUUUUGGCUCUGCAUCCAUCGCCUCUCCCGCCAACUCCUUUGUUGGAACCCCAUACUGGAUGGCUCCUGAAGUGAUUUUGGCCAUGGAUGAGGGUCAGUAUGAGGGGAAGGUGGACAUCUGGUCUCUGGGGAUCACUUGCAUAGAGCUGGCUGAACGCAAGCCUCCUCUUUUCAACAUGAACGCUAUGAGUGCCUUAUACCACAUCGCCCAAAACGACUCUCCCACCUUACAGUCCAAUGAUUGGUCGGAUGCAUUCCGGAGUUUCGUUGACUACUGCCUACUAAAAAUUCCUCAGGACAGACCCUCCUCAGCAGAACUCCUGCGGCAUGAGUUUGUUAGGAGAGAUCGUCCUCUACGAGUCCUCAUAGAUCUGAUCCAGAGGACAAAGGAUGCGGUCAGAGAACUGGACAACCUGCAGUAUCGUAAAAUGAAAAAAAUCCUCUACCAGGAGAAACACAACGGCCCAAUGGGGGAGUCUCAGGAAGAGGAGGAGGAUGGCGAUCAGGCGGGCUGUAAGAUGAACAGUUUGGGCAGUAACCAUUCGAUCCCCAGCACCUCUGUGAGCACCGGCAGUCAGAGCAGCAGCGUGAACAGCCUGCAGGAGGUGCCGGACGACUCCUGCUCUGAGCUGCACCACGACUACGACAGCACCCUCGAGUCUUCCACACAACACAAAAAGGUCCCAGAUGCACAGCACGCGGAUCAUCAAUACAUCCGUGAUGACAUUCCUCAUCGGGACCACCGGUCGGACAUUCGACCGUCCUCGUCUGAGCGAGCUCAAGCUCACAACUAUAAAAACCGUGAGCGCUUCGCCACCAUCAAGUCAGCCUCACUGGUGACACGUCAGAUCCAUGAACAUGAGCAGGAAAAUGAGCUCCGAGAGCAGAUGUCGGGCUAUAAACGCAUGCGACGGCAACACCAGAAGCAGCUGAUCGCUCUGGAGAACAAGCUGAAGGCAGAGAUGGACGAACACAGACUGAAACUUCAGAAAGAACUGGAAACCCACGCCAAUAAUGCCUUCAUCGAGCUGGAGAAACUCGCCAAGAAGCACGCCAUCCAAACAGACAAAGAAAUGAAAACUCUGUCGGCUGAUGAGAAGAAGUUUCAGCAGCAGAUUGUGGCCCAACAGAAGAAAGAGCUCACCACCUUCCUCGACAACCAGAAGAAGCAGUACAAGAUGUGCAAGGAGAAAAUCAAAGAGGAGAUGAGUGAAGACCACAGCACGCCUAAGAAAGAGAAGCAGGAGAGGCUGUCCAAGCACAAGGAGAACAUCCAGCACUCUCAGGCUGAAGAAGAGGCUCAGCUCCUGGGUCAGCAGAGGGCUUUCUAUGACCGAAACUGUAGGGCCUUCAAACGCAAGAUCAUGAUCAAGAGGCACGAGUUUGAGCAGGAGCAGUUACGAGAGGAGCUAAAUAAGAAGAAAACCCAGAAGGAAAUGGAGCACGCCAUGUUGAUCAGACAAGACGAGUCGACCCAAGAACUUGAACACAGACAGCUGAAGACGCUACAGAAACUCCGCAUGGAUCUGAUCCGACUGCAGCACCAAACAGAACUGGAGAACCAAAUCGAAUACAACAACCGAAGAGAACGAGAACUGCACAGGAAACAUGUGCUCGAACUUCGGCAGCAGCCCAAGAACCUCAAGGCUAUGGAGCUCCAGAUAAAGAAACAGUUCCAGGACACAUGUAAAGUCCAGACGAAACAGUACAAGGCCCUGCGGCACCAUCAGCUAGAGGUGACCCCCAAAAGCGAGCACAAGACGGUGCUGAAAGCCCUCAAGGAUGAGCAGACGCGCAAACUGGCCAUUUUGGCUGAGCAGUACGAGCAGAGCAUCAACGAGAUGAUGGCGUCACAGGCGCUGCGUCUGGAUGAGGCUCAGGAGGCUGAAUGCCAGGCACUGAGGCAGCAGCUGCAGCAGGAGAUGGAGUUACUCAAUGCCUACCAGAGCAAGAUCAAGAUCCAAACCGAGGCGCAGCACGAGCGUGAACAGCAGAAGCUGGAGCAGAAAGUCUCUCUGCGCAGAGCACACCUGGAACAGAAGAUCGAGGAGGAGCUGGCUUCUCUUCAGAAAGAGCGAACCGACCGAAUCAAACAUCUCCUGGACCGUCAGGAGAGAGAAAUCGACGCCUUCGACAUGGAGAGCCUCCGCAUGGGUUUCAACAACUUGGGUGCUUUGGACUACCCUAAAGAUGACUACAGAUGAGACCAUAACACUCCAACCGUCCUCCAUCUUUCAUCCACCGUUUAUUUUUUAUUUACUUUUUGAACGAAUCUGUGUUUUUUUGUUUCGUUUUUUGCUACUGACAGUCCCAUGGUUGUCCUCUUGGCUGGUGCCUCCGCAGGCCUUACACAUUUCGGGCGCCCUCUUCUAGAAACGUCAUGCUGGAUUAAACCUCCUUUAGUUGUCUCUUUUUAUAAAUAUGAGUAUUGUAUACGAGACGAUGAAAUCCGUCACAGUGUUGAUGUCAAUGUUCUCUCGUGCAACGAUAACACUUUCAGCGCAAGUCGAAUUAAAAAAAAUUCCAAGACGAAAAGCAAUAUGAACUGGGGGGUUUGUAUUGCACAUUUUAAUCCAGACGCACGUUUGAUUUCUUUUUGCUAUUUCUUUUUCUCUUCGACAGGAUUAUUUUUCCUCUUUUAAUUCAUUUUUUCGCAGCCUCCUGCCUCUUGAAUCUCUAUUUGGUAUUUAUUCAACCAUAAAAAUAACGAAAAAUACCUUUUAUUAAAGUAUUAACGAAAUUUGAUAAAUAAAACAAUGUACAUAUUUGAUAGUUGCAUCUGCGACUCUGAGAUUCGUAUGGCUUUUUGGGUUUUGUUGGGGGGCGGGGGAGAAUCUGCAGCAUUCAUAUGAACAAUAUAUACCGUAAUUGGCACAAUGUGAAUUAUACAUAUGUGAAUCCUAUACUCGUGGUACCUGCACAAAGGGCUGUUGGGGAUGGGACGUGUAUUUUGUGUAUAGAAGGCUUUAUGGAGAACUUUUACUUAUUUUCCUAUUACAUUUUAACUGAAAUCCGAUUUCUUUUUUAUAAAUAUAUAUAUAAAUACAAACACACAUCUAUAUAAAUAUAAUAAAUGUUUCACAUUCCUCCUGCAGUCACUGGUGAAGUUGUCUCAAUGAUUUGGGUUUUUGUUUUAAUUUCCGGCGUUCCUUUUCCAACUGUGUAUUUUCUACAACGUCAGAUUAGUGGAUCAAACACUUUACUGUCGCAUGCACUUUACAGUCGUUUUCAGGUUAGGAGGCAUGAUUCCUGUCAGAGCUUUUAAUUAUAUUUGUAAAUAAAGUGCUCAUCACACAAGCAA